AUACCUACGCUCGAUGGGUGGAUUGAAAACCUGAUGACUUGCAAGCAACUAGCGGAAGAUGAUGUUCGGAGACUGUGUGAUCGAGCUAGAGAAGUGUUGCAGGAAGAGUCGAAUGUGCAGCCAGUCGUAUGUGCUUCCCUCGGCCUGUUCUUGCCGUGUCAUUAAUGCGGAUCGCUCGAGAUAUUGACCUGAAUCUCUCAGAAAUGCCCCGUGACUGUCUGUGGUGAUAUACAUGGUCAAUUCCACGACCUAAUGGAACUGUUCCGCAUUGGAGGUCCUAAUCCUGACACAAACUACCUCUUCAUGGGUGACUAUGUCGACCGUGGCUACUACUCUGUAGAGACUGUCACGCUUCUUGUCUGCCUCAAAAUCCGUUACCCCCAGCGAAUCACCAUCCUCCGAGGAAACCACGAGUCCCGCCAGAUUACACAAGUGUAUGGGUUUUAUGACGAGUGCUUGCGCAAAUACGGCAAUGCCAAUGUCUGGAAAUACUUCACCGAUCUUUUCGACUACCUUCCUCUCACCGCUCUCAUCGAGAACCAGAUCUUCUGCCUGCACGGCGGUCUGAGUCCCUCCAUCGACACUCUUGACAACAUUCGUUCUCUGGAUCGGAUCCAGGAAGUUCCUCAUGAAGGACCCAUGUGUGAUUUGCUCUGGAGUGACCCCGACGACCGAUGCGGCUGGGGUAUAUCUCCCCGUGGUGCUGGUUACACCUUUGGGCAAGAUAUCUCGGAAGCAUUUAAUCACAACAACGGCUUGACUCUUGUUGCGCGAGCACAUCAAUUGGUUAUGGAGGGCUACAAUUGGUCUCAGGAUAGAAACGUGGUCACCAUUUUUUCGGCCCCCAAUUAUUGUUACCGCUGUGGUAACCAGGCCGCAAUCAUGGAAAUUGACGAGCAUCUGAAAUACACAUUCUUACAAUUUGAUCCUUGCCCACGCGCGGGAGAACCAAUGGUCUCGAGACGUACACCUGAUUAUUUCCUGUGAUGUGAUUCUAAUAGACACUUUUUUCAUCACUACUGACAAGUUGAGCUUCUUAUGACCCUUGAGAGGGCUACUGGGAUGCUGGGAGCAUACGAAAGGACCCACUUGUCACAAUAAUUGUAUGUCCUUAUUUCAGGCCGUGUUGAUACCAAUUAUGAAAAUAAAAGACGUUCGCAAG
This is a messenger RNA of Aspergillus novofumigatus IBT 16806, 1162 nucleotides long. Its product is annotated as serine/threonine-protein phosphatase. Gene Ontology annotation, cellular component: cytosol. Gene Ontology annotation, biological process: mitotic cell cycle; peptidyl-serine dephosphorylation. The transcript has 5 exons. Gene Ontology annotation, molecular function: protein serine/threonine phosphatase activity. The record is from RefSeq and is a predicted model, not a curated record. Bases 253 to 987 code for a protein of 244 amino acids. Lineage: Eukaryota; Fungi; Ascomycota; Eurotiomycetes; Eurotiales; Aspergillaceae.